Molecule: messenger RNA, 646 nt
Organism: Octodon degus (degu)
Lineage: Eukaryota; Metazoa; Chordata; Mammalia; Rodentia; Octodontidae
Product: histone-lysine N-methyltransferase SMYD3-like
Exons: 6
Coding region: 77-646 (189 amino acids)
Cellular component (GO): nucleus
Source: RefSeq, a predicted model, not a curated record
GCGCGCAGUCCCGACAGCCCGCGAGAGCCCGCUGAGGCGAGCGGUGGAGUGCUGAGGCGCUGGACGAACUGAGUGGAUGGAGCCGCUCAAAGUGGAAAAGUUCACGACCGCGGACAGGGGAAACGGGCUGCGCGCCGUGGCGCAGCUGCGUCCCGGAGAGCUGCUCUUCCGCUCGGAUCCCUUGGCGUACACGGUUUGCAAGGGGAGUCGCGGCGUCGUCUGCGAUCACUGCCUCAUCGGGAAGGAAAAGCUGAUGAGAUGUUCUCAAUGCCGAGUUGCCAAAUACUGUAGUGCUAAGUGUCAGAAAAAAGCUUGGCAGGACCACAAGCGGGAAUGCAAAUGUCUUAAAAGUUGUAAACCCCGAUAUCCUCCAGACUCAGUGAGACUUCUUGGCAGAGUUGUCAUCAGGCUUAUGGAAGAAACACCUUCUGAAUCAGAGAAGCUUUAUUCAUUUAAUGAUCUGGAAUCAAAUAUUAAUAAACUGACCGAAGAUAAGAAAGAAGGCCUCAGGCAACUUGCAGUGACAUUUCAGCAUUUUAUGAAAGAAGAAAUACAGGAUGCUUCUCACCUGCCACCUUCUUUUGACAUUUUUGAAGCCUUUGCAAAAGUAAGUGUUAAAUUUCAUCUCUUUGCUGUUCGCGUUUAA